Molecule: messenger RNA, 1023 nt
Organism: Clarias gariepinus (North African catfish)
Lineage: Eukaryota; Metazoa; Chordata; Actinopteri; Siluriformes; Clariidae
Product: homeobox expressed in ES cells 1-B-like
Exons: 3
Coding region: 1-723 (240 amino acids)
Biological process (GO): regulation of DNA-templated transcription; central nervous system development; neuron differentiation
Molecular function (GO): DNA binding; DNA-binding transcription factor activity, RNA polymerase II-specific
Source: RefSeq, a predicted model, not a curated record
AUGGGGUCACCAUUCGAAUGGAAGCGAAACUCGCCGAUGCUCGCCUUUAAAAGCGCGAGCGCUUUUCCGCCCUUGCUUCACUCCGCACAGAGCUUGUCAAGUCGCAACAUGGACUCGACGUGCUUCAGGGAAACAGCGCGUUACUCGUCGAGAGAGCAACCCAAGAGCUUUAGCAUUGACUGGAUCCUGUCUUCCGGACAGCGAAAGCCAACUCUCGGCAGUAACCUGUACGAUUAUACACAACCUAAAGUUCUUAUGCGCGGAGCUUUACAUCCAGAGUCAGUUUACAGGCCUUUUGUUGCUGCCUUCGGAUCCGCGUGCGUUUACGCUCCGCACUUUUACCAUCGUCAGAAUGCUUCGUACAGAAACACAGAGGCGCGGCUUCAUUACGGGCACCACGACUCGGAUGGUUUAUUAUGCACUGAAGAUUUUGGACUGAAGUCGUGUCGGAGGAUGCGCACGGUGUUCAGCGCGGAGCAGCUGCAGAAGCUGGAGGAGGUUUUCUCCAAGCAGCGCUACAUGACCGGCUCGGAGAAAGUGCUGCUCGCAUCGGCGUUGCGUCUCACCGAAACCCAAGUCAAAGUGUGGUUUCAGAACAGGAGAACCAAAUGGAGGAAGAGCAGAGAGGUCGAGCAACGACCGAAGGACAAGUGCAGUGACCUAAAGCACGAAACGUGCAUGUCAGAAGACGGGGAGUUCAAAGACACCGACGAAAUCUCCUGAAACGUGAACACGGCGAGCACCAAGUCCAAGUUACAAACACAGGCCACUGGACAUCUAUUCAUUCUUGUUAAACAAGAAAUUAAGGCAUGGUGCCACUAUGUGGCUUUAUAGUUAUUCAUGUACUUUCACACUUAUAAUAUUUUCUUCAAUAUUCCUUUUAAAAAUUCACUUUUUUUCUUUUAGCAUUGUGUAAUGAGUUUUUUUUUCUCAAACGAAAUAAUGCUGUUUGGGCUGUUUUUUUUAAUUAAGUGUAUAAUUUUGUAUUUUCUGUUUUAUCAUAUUUCCAACGAGUGUUUGUUC